UUUUUUUAGCAGUAAAGACAAAGUUAAAGUUAUAUUAAAUAAAAAAGUAGUGAAAAUGAAAGGCACCUUGCGAAGUUUAGAAACUGGAAAAUAUUUUACCUUAAAUCCUUUUAGAACAAAACUUGGUAAAGAAAAUUGUGACUUAAACUUUAAAAGUUUUGCUAUUGAAUCUGAACAUGCAGUCAUUCAAUAUGACUGUCACCUCCAAUGCUACUUUAUUGAAGACCUUAAUACUUCAUAUGGUACAUAUGUAAAUGACUGCCGUGUUCAAAAUGCUGCUGUUCGGUUAGCACAUGGAGAUAUUAUAAGAUUAGGACAAGGUGGUCCUCGAUUUGAAGUUCGUUACUCAGCUACAACAUGGGAUUGUCCAUUAAGUCAAUCUUUAAAUCAAUCAUCUCAUUCUGCUCAUACUCCUAAACCACCUUCAAAUUCUCGUCCACUAACAGCUCAUCCUGGUCAAAGUAAUUCUAAAUAUUUGUCGCAUUCUACACAUGUGUUUAGCCAAGAUGAUUUAAAUAAUGACAUAACGGCCAUUUCUAAAAUGCAUGAACAGUUAGAUUUGUUAAAUAAUGAUUUACAUGAUCAAAUGGCUUAUAAAAUUGAUAAUAUGCAGAAUGAAAAUAUGGUAGAUGCAUUGCGAAAUGAAGUGACUGCCAUUCGCAGAGAUAAACUUGGUUUGAAAUACAAAGGUGUUCGAUAUCUUCAUAAUGAUCAUGUACUUGGUUUAUUUCAAUCUCGAAUUGCUCAACAAAGUUAUCGAAAUAGAUUACUUAAUAAAAACAUUACAAAAUCAAAACCUGCUCCUGAUAAUAAAUUUGAUCUUCAAUUUGAAGAAAGGAAAAAAUUAGGGAGUCAUGAAGAUGAAGUUGGAGAGACAGAAGUUGGUCUAACUUCAACAGUAAAUGAAAAACACCAGUUAAACACUGAGAUAAGCUUGCUAAAGAAAGAUAUUGCUUUAAAAGAUUUAAUGCUUCAAAAGCUUGAAUGGAAAGCUGACAGUUACCUCAAUGAAUUGAAAAACAAAGAACAUGAAAUAUCACUUUUAAAGAAAUCUGUUCAUAGCGAAAAAUCAAACCUUGCAUUUGAGGAAAUGAAAAAUAGAAUAGGCUUUCAGGAAGAUCGAAUUGUAGAACUUGAAAAUGAUUUGAACUUAAGUAUUCAUGAAAAGGAUAAGCUAGUUGAUGAUGUUAGUCUGUUGAAAAAGGACAUUGCUGCAAAAGAUUUAAUGCUCCAAAAAGAAAAGAAGAGAGUGCAGUUAUAUUUGAAUGAUUUGAAAAAUAAAGAGUUAGAGAUUGCAGAUCUUUCAUUAAAGGAGCCUGUCUAUGGUGAAAGAUCAAGUUUUCUAUAUGACGAGCUAAAAAACAAAAUAAGUUACCUUGAAGACCGAACUUUAGAGCUUGAGAAUGACCUACACUCCAGCUUUCAAGAAAAACGUCAGUUAAGUGAUGAUGUAAGUUUGUUAAAAAAAGAUGUUGCUUCAAAAGAUUUGGUGAUUCAAAAAAUUGAAAGAAAAGCUGAAAAAUACCUAAAAGAAUUGAAAAACAAAGAACAAGAAAUUGCAUCGCUGUCUUCAAAGAUAAAUAAACAAGGCAAGUUAAAAGAAAUGGAGAAUGAAGUAAAAAAAAAAGAAGAAGAAGUAGCAACACUUAAACAUAAAGUUAGCUUGCUUAACCGUGCUUUAAAAGACAAAGAUUCAACAUUGAAAAGUUGUCAACAAAGUUUAUCAGAAGCAAAUGAUAAUAUACAACAUUUAGAAAAAAUUAAUAUGAAAGAUGAUGUUUUUCAAAAAGUUAGCAAGUUGGCUGUUGCGGAUGGAAAAAAGUAUUACUCAAUUUCCGAUGUAGAUAGCAUCUGUAAUUUUAUAAGUGAUAUUCAACAUGAUCGGGAUCAUUUUAAAACCCAGUUGAAACAAAUCUCACAAGAAAAGGUGAAUUUAGAAAAAUGUUAUGCUAGUUAUGAACAAGUUGAGGUAUUGAAAGAAUCGUUGUCUCAUAUUGAACGUAGGCUCGGUGAAAAUGGAAGGUUUUGUAAAAAUCUACUUAAAGAACAUGAUUGGCUUAAAGGUAUUGAUGUCCCUGACCAGUUGAAAUGGAUCAAGGAUCAUUUUGUUUCAUUACUUGCUUCAGAGUAUGCAUGGGAGCGAGAUAUUGAACACUCUUUAGAGAUUAUUGGUGAAGAAAAGUUAAGUGUGGAUCCUUCUGUUUAUAUAACGAAUCUUAAACACAAAAUAAAUGAUCAGAGAAAUAAAAUAAUCGAGCUUGAAGAAAGAUUGAAUGAUACUUCUGAUUUAUAUGUUAAUAUUAAAAAAAAAAUGAGUGAAAAAUACAAGAAAGAUACUGAAAAAGCAUUGAAAGAUUUAAAAGAAAGUGAAGAAAGAAAAUUUGAAAAUGAGCGUCGACGAUUAAAACAACAAGAAGCUGAGCAUGUCACAGAAGCUUUAAAAACUCAACGAGAUUCAUAUGAAAAAAGAAAUGAAGAUAUGGCAUUGGUAGCAAAAAAAAUAAAUCGACUCAAAGAAAAGCACAGAUUUGCUCAAGAAGAGUUUGCUGUUCUUCAAAACGAGCUUAAUCAGUCAAAAAGCAAUGAGGAAUCUCUAAAGCAGUCUUUGAAGGAUACUGAAGCAUCGCUGAGCAAUCUAAAAGAAAUCUUGAAGAAAAAGUAUUAUAACAAAUAUGAAAGUGAAUUAGUGAAAUUGAAUUCAGAGAUAAAAGAAUAUGUGAUGAGGAUCCAGCAGUUAGAAGACAAAAUCGAUGCUUUAAGCAAAGAGAAGAAUGAUUUAGAGUUAGCUGUUAUGAAGCAUUCAAAAAAAGAAAAGAAACACAAACAAGACAGCAGAAACAGUGUCAUUUAUCAACAAGAGAUUUUAGAUUUAACCAAUCAAAAUAAUGAGCUGAGGCAAAGAUUGUUGAAAUCAGAAAAAGAAUGCCAAGAACACAAAGAACUGGCCAAAACAUUAAACAACGAUUUAAAUGGUGUUUCUGCACGAAUUUUACACAUGAAAGGUGAAUUAUCUGAAGAGCAAAAACAUACCAUUGAAGAUCUUCAGAAUGAAAUCCUAAGUCAAAACAAACAACUCGAUGAACAUCGAAAACAGCUUUUAGAACUGUCAACAGUAGCUAAAUUACAAAAAAAAAAGUUGAUUGAACAAGAUACACAAAUCGUUAAGCAAAGCAAAAUUCUUGCACUUCAAGCCGAACACAUGCGGGAAAUAAAUAAGCCACCUGUUUCUUUAGUAACAGAAGGUAUAAGUACGCAAAAGAUAAAUAUUGCUGAACGAUGUCUGAGUGAAAAUCACGACCAAGUUAUCCAACAACAAAAACGCGCGAUUGCAGAUUUACGAAAAGCAAUCAAGACUUAUGAACAUCUUCAACCAAAAUCUGAAUCCGAGUCAUUGAUAUCAAAAAUACGUUCGUUGGAUUCGAAAAAAACGCAACCUUCGCAACUCGUAAGCGCACGCAUUAAAGCCCAUUUCGAUACAGAAAUUUAUUGAUAAUUCUUUUUGUAUUUAUUUAUAAAAAAAAAAAAUAGGUUUCUUAAUACUUAAAUAUAGAAAUUUUGGUUUAAAUUAUAAAAAAAGUUGCAAAUUUUUAAAUGAGAAACAAAUUUUAAUGAAUCCAAAAAAUGAUAUUCAAUAUGAAGGUUGAUUAAUUUUUUUCUUUUACG
Molecule: messenger RNA, 3663 nt
Organism: Hydra vulgaris (swiftwater hydra)
Lineage: Eukaryota; Metazoa; Cnidaria; Hydrozoa; Anthoathecata; Hydridae
Product: forkhead-associated domain-containing protein 1
Molecular function (GO): protein binding
Source: RefSeq, a predicted model, not a curated record